Molecule: messenger RNA, 1960 nt
Organism: Mangifera indica (mango)
Lineage: Eukaryota; Viridiplantae; Streptophyta; Magnoliopsida; Sapindales; Anacardiaceae
Product: butanoate--CoA ligase AAE1-like
Exons: 3
Coding region: 204-1862 (552 amino acids)
Source: RefSeq, a predicted model, not a curated record
GUUUAUUGAUUUGACGUUUCAGCUGUAUUGGUAGAUAUAUGCUAUGCAUAUGUUGCUUUGCUUACUUCGCCUGUGUAAUGUUUAUUAUGUCCAACUAAAUAUCAUAUAUAUAUAUAUAUAUAUAAUAAUAAUAAUAUUAUUAAAAGGUUGAAACAGAAACAUUUCACUAUUUCAAAACCCGGGUACAGAAGUAAUCUUUAAGAAUGGAGGGUACAAUCCGAUGCUCUGCCAACUAUGUUCCUCUGACUCCAAUAAGCUUCCUGGAGCGCUCAGCUAUCGUUUACAGAGACAGACUCUCUGUUGUCUAUAAAGAUGUUAAGUACACAUGGAAAGAGACUCAUCAAAGGUGUAUCAAGCUCGCUUCUUCACUUGCUGAAUUGGGAAUCAAUCAUGGAGAUGUUAUUGCUGUAUUGGCCCCAAACAUUCCGGCAAUGUAUGAGCUACAUUUUGGUGUUCCAAUGGCUGGAGCUGUUCUCUGUACGCUCAAUAUACGUCAUGAUUCAGCUAUGGUGGCAGUGUUACUGAAGCAUUCAGAAGCCAAAAUACUUAUUGUAGAUUAUCAGUUACUGGAUAUUGCUCGAGGAGCAGUUGAAAUUCUAGCAAAGACUACAACCAAGCUGCCCCUCCUUGUCAUAAUCCCAGAGUGGGGCACAGUUAGGAAACCCUUUCACACUCAUCAAAACUUGGAAUAUGAGAGUCUUUUGGAAAAGGGAAAACUGGAUUUCAAAGUUAGACGACCAAAAGAUGAAUGGGAUCCUAUUUCCCUGAACUACACUUCUGGCACCACUUCAAGCCCAAAAGGUGUCAUUUAUAGCCAUAGAGGAGCAUAUCUCAAUUCUCUGGCUGCGGCUCUACUCAAUGAGAUGAACUCGAUGCCUACAUAUCUUUGGUGUGUGCCAAUGUUUCAUUGCAAUGGGUGGUGCCUCACAUGGGCUGUGGCUGCUCAGGGCGGAACAAAUGUCUGCCUAAGGAGUGUCACUGCAAAGGGAGUAUUUGAUAGUGUUGCCCGGUACAAGGUAACCCACUUAGGUGGUGCUCCCACAGUUCUUAACAUGAUAGUCAAUGCACCAGCUAGUGAAAGAAGGCCUCUCCCUGGGAAGGUAGUAGUGAUGACAGGUGGUGCCCCUCCUCCUCCGCAAAUACUAUUCAGUAUGGAAGAGCUUGGUUUUGUGGUGAAACAUGCAUAUGGUUUGACAGAAACCUACGGUCCUGCAACAGUUUGUACCUGGAAACCUGAAUGGGAUUCGUUGCCUCAGGGUGCACAGGCCAGGAUUAUGGCUCGUCAAGGGUUGCAUCAUCUUGGAAUGGAAGAAGUGGAUAUCAAAGAUCCUGUAACCAUGAAGAGUGUGCCACCAGAUGCUAAAACAAUGGGUGAAGUCAUGUUUAGAGGCAACACUGUGAUGAAUGGUUAUUUGAAAAAUUCCGAAGCAACAAAGGAUGCUUUCAAAGGUGGAUGGUAUCGAAGUGGGGACUUGGGGGUGAAACAUCCUGAUGGUUAUAUCGAAUUAAAAGACAGAUCAAAAGACAUUAUUAUUUCCGGGGGAGAAAAUAUAAGCACAAUCGAGGUGGAAUCUGUGCUUUUCAGUCAUCCAUUGGUGCUUGAAGCAGCUGUGGUAGGACGGCCAGAUGACCACUGGGGGGAGACGCCUUGCGCUUUUGUGAAGUUAAAGGAUGGCUGUCAUGCUAGCUCUGAGGAACUUAUAAAAUAUUGCCGGAAUCGUUUACCUCAUUUUAUGGCUCCUCGCACUGUUGUUUUCCAAGAUCUUCCAAAGACUUCCACUGGAAAAACACAAAAAUUUGUUCUGAGGGAGAAGGCCAAGGCCAUGGGGAGCAUAUCAAAACAGAGAAGCAGCAAUCUGUAAUUCAACUUUGAUAGUGUUGUGUAUAAAAUAAUUGCAUGGCUAGGCGAAGCUAUGAACGGUAUCAUCGUGCUGUGAAUAAACAUUGUCUAUUAUCAUCU